This is a messenger RNA of Hermetia illucens (black soldier fly), 2429 nucleotides long. Its product is annotated as ankyrin repeat domain-containing protein 33B-like. Lineage: Eukaryota; Metazoa; Arthropoda; Insecta; Diptera; Stratiomyidae. Bases 1001 to 2239 code for a protein of 412 amino acids. Gene Ontology annotation, molecular function: protein binding. The transcript has 7 exons. The record is from RefSeq and is a predicted model, not a curated record.
AAAGGACGAUUCCUUAAUAUUGUCAUGAUUUAUUGAGUGAUUGUGAUAGUUCCGAGUUAGCACACGAAGUCUCGUUUUACCCUUGCUGGAUUAAUUCAGCCCAGUUUAAAGUGAACUUUUCGCUGCUUCCGUUCGAAUCUGAACUCCCUUUCCAGAUACAAAACACUUUGCUACGUAAGUGCCGUGUUGGAAGUGGAGACACGCGAAACGAAUUAAUUAGGGAGGAGGACUGCUAACGUGCAGAAAUAUUCGUGCCGGUAAGAAUCUCUUGAAGGAAACGCGUUAACGUUUUUUCGUGUGAACUUAACCGGGUCACGGCCAACCGCUUUAUUUUAAGAAGCACUCCAUGAACUGACCUUGUGCGACACCCGCUCAGGUACGUCCGAAUACAAUUAUUCUCCAUUAUGCGCUGAGUCAGGAUCUUAUCCUUAAAUCCUAAGGAUAUACCGCGUAUGUCUGAAGUUGCUUUGAAAGUGUUUCCUCUGACCCAAAUUUACAUAUUCAUGUCCUUUCUGCGGAUACGGUUAGUACUCGUAUGUGGAAAUAAGUGUUCUUGCCUUACUUAUUUCAGUUACAUUGGCACGAAGUGGUACUCUUUGUAGUGGGAAUAGUUCCUGUUAAUUUCGCACGUUCCCGAUGCAGGCAGACUACGAAGGACGUAGGAGUUGAGCCGCAAAGUGAGUUAUAGCCUUCAACAGAAACAUUUAGCAGCGCGCCAGGAGGCAGGGGGUGAGAGCAGCGCGGCACAGAAGUGGAAAUCGCGUGACAAACACUUUGCGAUUCCGCCAGAAUUUCGAUGGAGUAAUGCGAAUCGAACGGCAGGUGUAGGAAUCCUCGCCUCGACGGAAUUAGAUGAUGACAUGCAAUCACAAGUGGCGUAGGAAAGGACCGUGAGAACGACAAGGGAGAUUUUUAUUAGGCGAUAGUGGUUCUUGUUAUCUUGGCGUGAAUUUAGACACGGUUUGAUUGCGCUUAGAUAGAGCGGGUUUAUGCAAGGAAAAUGGAGAAUCUAGGGCGCCAGCGGAGAGUGCGAUUCACUCUGCCUGCAAAGGACUUCCAUCACGAUCAGAUUAGCCGACAUGCAGUGACUACGUAUCGAAAUGGUUGCCUGGUGAACGUCCCGAAAUCGCCAAUCUCCGUUCGAAGUGUUUCAUUCGCGCCAAAGCCCAUAAUCGCCCCAAUGCCUGCAAUUAGCUCCAUCGACACCAAGAAAGUUCAAAGACCUCACGUGAGUUUCCGCGACGAUUUCCGCCACACGCCUGUGUUGAAAACAACCUCGGCGAUCACACCUCGUAUCGAAAACCUCAAAAAGCGACAAAUUGUGAUAAUUACGGAGGUCCCGAAACCGAUUAGGAGAACAUGUCCACCUCAAAGCGUAAGCGUUGCUACAAUUUCAAACCGCUUUUCGCGCCUAAUGCUCGUUGAUGACGUUAUGGCGAGUAAGCCACCUCCGGUGUUUGUCCCGAUUGAAGAGCCGCCGCCGCGUACCGCAGGCACAACCUACCCGAGACACGCGGUCACUGUCCGGCGAAUUGCGAAAAGCUUGUUUAGUGCAGACACAAACUCGCGACUGGUAGCUGAUUUGGUGAACAGGUGGCACCGCAUGCGGUAUAGAGAAAAGAUACAGUCUCGUCGGCAAUUACUGGACGCGUUGGACGAGAGGAAAUUGAGUAUCGAUGGCGUCGGGCACGGAUUGCCGGUGACCGAUAGCAGCAGCGUCAGAAGAGCCAGCAGCGGAGCAGUCUCCAUCUCAAACCGUUUACGAGCAGACGCGAAAAGAUUCGGUAGUUUUAAGAUGAGUGUCGAAAGUGAGCAGAGUGUAACGACUCUGCUACGGGCAGCUCGUGAAGCGGACGAGGAUCUAUUGAAAAUAGUACUACGUAAAAUAUUAAUUGACGGAAUCUCGAAGGAAGCUUUGAACGCAACAGAUAAAAGCGGAAGGACUGCAAUAUCAUACAUAUGCUCGACCAAUAUAACAUACUUACUAGAUAUAAUUCUACAAAUACCAGGAAUCGAUGUGAACAAGCCAGACAAUGAGGGAAACACACCACUCCAUUUCGCUGCACAAGCAGGCCAAGCAGAUGUAGUGAACAUGUUGAUUACUCGAAGCAGGAGUCUUCAAAUUGACGCGAAAAAUUGUCUGGGCUUCACACCUCUUAUGAAAGCGGCCUUACAAGGAAGAACUCGCUGUGCGAAAUUACUCUUAUUUGCUGAUAGGUGCAUCACCAGUCGAAACUGAUUACGGAAGAGGACUGCGUGCCGAACAAUGGGCGGCAUUCUGUGGAAGACCAUCAUGUGCUGAAAUGAUUGAAAAAUGUGCUCGUGCUCGAUUAUUAGAAAAAACACAAUCAUGUCUGCCAGGAACUACAGAAAUCCAGAAAGUGCCUGUCACAAGAUCGAAAACCACAACUAUUCAAACACAAAUAGGU